AUGAGUUUUCUUGGAGAGAUUGUUGAAGUGCUUGGAGAGGGGAGCGCUGAAGCUGGAGCCAGAGAAGGAGUCGAAGUUGCAGCUAAGGAAGGCGCCGAAGUAGGCGUUGCUGAGGGCGCGAGCUCUGCCAGCCAAGUGAUCGACGAAGUAAUCAUCGAUGGAGCGCAAGGAGCGGGUAAGGAAGUCGAAGGAGGCGGCGCCAUACAGCAAGAAGCACAAGAGGCUAUGGAGGCAAGCCAGAAGGAGAUGAAAGACGUCGUAGAGAAGCUUGAAAAGGGCGAGCCCGGAGCACUUGAAGAAGCCAAUGCAAUCGAAAGUUCAUGGAAAACCAAAUUCAAAAACGUGUGGGCUGGAGCAAAGACAUUCGGAGGUUUUGUAGGCGUGGAGCUUGCUAAAGGAGCACUCUUCACUGCGGGUAUGAAAGCGCUCGAGCUCGUCUUUACGAAAUUGACGCAUCCAAGCGUUGCUAAUGUAGCGGGAGGACCUGGAGCUCCCGCCACCCCGGUCGACGACCGUCGAUUGAAGAUCAUCCAGGUUAUCAACAAAUCCGGUCAAAUUCUCCAGGAAGCUUUGGACACUUGGUCAAAAUGGCAAGCAGCCCACUACGACAAUCGUGAUUCCUAUGGCACCAUCUCCGCUGCAGGAUUUGAUCUAUCAAUCUUUCAGAUACUCCAGAAUGGUAUCUCUUCCCUUGGCGACCAGCGGGACAAGCUCGUGCCGUUGGUGAGCAAGGCCAAACAGGACAACAGUCUCGAAGCCGUCAAGACGCUUUUGACGGCUGACAUCGCUUAUGCAAAGGCUGUGGCCGACCUGAACAGCCAUAUCAGCUCUAACAUGAAGACCAUGACGGAUGACGGAUUGCCUACUAGGUCGACGGAAGUUCAGGCUGCUUACUCAACUUUGGUCGCAGCCAGCGCAUAA
Messenger RNA from Glarea lozoyensis ATCC 20868, 921 nucleotides. RefSeq lists its product as uncharacterized. The record is from RefSeq and is a predicted model, not a curated record. Lineage: Eukaryota; Fungi; Ascomycota; Leotiomycetes; Helotiales; Helotiaceae. Bases 1 to 921 code for a protein of 306 amino acids. The transcript has a single exon.